AAUGACGUCACUUCCCAGUCAAACGUGGCUGCCGUGACUGAAAGGAAGGAGUGGCUGUGUGACCUGUCAAGUUGUACAGUUUUUCGUGAAAAUUAAUGACUUUUUCCGUCAGUUGAGCCGUCUUCGUGUGGUUUUUAACAGCUGCGAGUCGUGUCGCGUAUCUGACACUCUAACGAAAUGUCGUCGUCGGGUGAUUUCGGGAACCCGUUGCGGAAAUUCAAGCUGGUCUUUCUUGGCGAACAGAGUGUUGGAAAAACUUCUCUCAUCACACGGUUUAUGUAUGACAGCUUUGACAACACAUACCAGGCUACAAUAGGCAUAGACUUCUUAAGCAAGACCAUGUAUCUUGAAGAUAGAACCGUGAGAUUACAACUGUGGGACACUGCGGGACAGGAACGAUUCCGUUCCUUGAUUCCUAGCUAUAUCAGAGAUUCGACUGUUGCUGUUGUGGUGUAUGACAUUACCAAUGCCAACUCUUUUCAUCAAACAUCAAAAUGGAUCGAUGACGUCCGAACGGAGAGGGGCAGCGAUGUAAUAAUCAUGCUCGUUGGUAACAAGACGGAUUUAAGUGAUAAAAGACAAGUCUCCACUGAAGAAGGUGAACGAAAGGCCAAGGAGCUUAAUGUGAUGUUUAUUGAGACUAGCGCUAAGGCUGGAUAUAAUGUUAAACAGCUGUUUAGAAGGGUAGCUGCGGCUUUACCAGGCAUGGACUCCACUGAGAACAAACCCCCAGAAGACACUGUCGACUUGCAGAAUCAAUCACCGAUGCAGAACGGCGCAGAAUCGGAAGGCGAAAGCGGCUGCAUUUGUUAGGGUGCUACCGAUACACGCCGAUUUGUGACCUGAACGCAAAACACUGUUGUAACAUUGAGAGAGAGGACAAAAAACGAACCAAAGUACCAUCGCACACACCAUUGCGGGAUGCUGGCUUCUUCUGACGUGUAUACCUGUUAUGCCGCAGCCUGUUUUAGGUUGCGUGAUAAGAUAGCAAAGAGAGAGAGAGAGAGAGAGAGAGAGAGAGAGAGAGAGAGAGAGAGAGGAGGAGCAAGAAACAAGAGAGAAAAGAAGAAAAAAGCACCAGGCCUUCGAGACACAAUUUUUAGCGUACCAUUACGUGACGCAUGCUACAAAUAGACUCCAGGCGUCGUUACUCCUCGUCCAUCCCUCCUGCAAGAUUUGAGGGAUGAAAUUGCGUGAGCACGCGACUGCCUAUCGGUAUUAUCGAAUAAUAAUUAUCAACUGAAUUUAUCGUAUGGCGUUAUCGCUGCCUCGUGACUUAUAUUUAUUCGUCAUAACUCUCUGUAACGACAUUGCGGAACGAUAGAGGCUCCUUCCAUCUCCGUAUACAAUGUAAUUUCAUCAGGCCAAUCUGGCACGAUGAAUCUUUAAUAGACGUUAAUUAAAACGCUUACGACGAGCUGCCUACUAGUGUACUUUUUAUACAUAUCUCGAUCUUUAUACUUUAUACUGUCAACCUUUUGUAAAGGUACUUUGAUAUGCGUUUCGAACAUCUACCGUGCGUUCCUUGUAAAUGCGUAUAUUGUACAACAGUGAAAUCUGUUUUUUGUAGACGAAAGUGUUUUCAAGACUUUUUAACUGUAUAUUAGCACAGUAAGGAGGAUGGAGAGAGCGACUCUGUCGUUCCCAGUGAAUUCUGAGUAAUCGUUGCUAUUGGCUGUUGAUAGCGAGCGGAUUUGAUUAUGGACAAACGAUACAGCGAGACCAAUGGCGGCAAUGGUUAUUUAUUUAUUUAUCCUGGCUUUCGAUAAAUUUGCGAAUCGAGUUAAACGAUCCUAAUUAGGUUAUAGGUAUGACAAGCGAAAUUCCUUGUGGGAAAAUGACAGGUUCCGAAUAAGGUAGUGAUAUAAAAUUUUUUUAUUAUCAGACGGAUAAGUCUUUAAUUUACGAUGUUUACACUGUCGCGUCAGUUUCUUAUUAAUAAUGACAGGUCGAACGGGCUACGAUGUUGGAAUUAUUUGUUUGUCACACGCAUCAGGUCAAGUUAGCGUCGCGCGUGAUUGUGUAGUGCUGUCGAUGAUGGGCCAAUUUUUCACCUAAUAGAUUUUCGAAAAACUGAUAAAGUCUAAAUGACGUUGGAGGGAUCGAUCGAAGUCGAGGAGUCGCAGGAGAAUUGUAACUGCUGGUAAACAGCGUUUAUGGUAGUUGCGAUAUACCACAACGACGAUCGAUCGAUCGAUUGUCGCGAAAGCGUUAGUUAAAAGUUCUUUCGAGUGGCGUGUCGGAGCAAACGAAUCUUUUUUUCCCGCAGACUCGACGUGUCGCUGUUUGUGUGAAGGCUUUAAAAAUAAUCCACCGUGCUUACAUAACCUCUCUAAUUAAAGUCUAGCACUGUCUCUACGCUAACCUGUCUCUCUAGUGCCCUAAUGAAUGCAUAGUAGCGUCAAUUCGACAAGUCGUACAGCAAUAUUAAGUAAAGUAAUUGUAAAGGCAUUGUGUAUCGACUGUAGGUUUCUCUUUGCGUUUAUCGGCGGGAAAUUCAAAUCAGUCCACGUGGAGAGGAGGCGUCGGAUGAGCAAACAAUUUUUUGUUUAAAAAAUAUAUUCAAAAUUCAACGUCGUGUAACGAUUGUUGGCCAAUAUAAAAAUUCCACAGUGUUAUGCAUAAUUAUUUUUUUCUGUAUUAUUAUAACUAUAUCUAACAUCUGUCCUCUCCACAGUAAUUGCAUCGAUAUCAAGGUAUACAGUUGACGAAUUUCUAAGAUGCAAGUCAUGAAAAUUAUAACCACCAAAUUUUGAUUAUCAAGUCUCGUUUACACGAAGUAAAUAAUAGAUUGUGCAAGCGUGUGCAUUUGAUGGAAUUAAGAAGGUAAAGGAAAAACUUAGUGUUUUGCGAACGAUGUGCGAGGCUUCUGCGUUAACGUGACUGGCAUGGUGGAAAGCAUCAUUGCUAAAUAUCCUUAUGAUCUGUCAUAAUUGUCGAUAUGGUGUGCGAUGUGAUGAUCGAUUGUUAAUUUGAAGAAAAUUGACAUUGCAUUUAUUAUUUUAACGUAGUGGGAAAAAAAUGAAUUCAUAUUCAAUAAUAGCGAGCGUGGACUAUCGUUUUAGCUUUGAGCUACGUAGCUGUAGCUAAUGCAUAUGCCAAUUGUCAUUGUUAUACUCUAUGGUUAAGAGGUACGUGGAGUCUUUUCAAUUCAUACACUUUUAUUCGUGCCGCAACGAGACGCUAUUGGAGGAAAGUAUGAGGAUUUCUAUAGUGGUUGAAAUAAUGGAGGAAUUAAUCAAAGUGAAGAUACCGAUAUCGUUACGUAUAUAUUUGACUUGUUCUAAAUUAUAGAUACUUUUUGUAUAUUUAUUCAUUUAUGAGGGUCACAUCGUAAAAUUAUAUAACGCGAGCGUUGUUUUAUGAAUUUUGACACUGAAAAGAAAAAAGCUUCAGCGAUAUACGUCGAUAAGAUGAACUUUGAACUUUGACCCAGUUGCGAUCAAUGAGAUACAGUACGGUUAUCCAAUGCUCGGUACUGCAGUUGAAAUUUAGCGUGUUAUAUUGAUUUCUUAUCAGUCUGUCGGAUUGGAAUUUAAUAUCGGUGUCUUUACUGGCGAUACGCGUGAUAAUUAGUCGGGUUGUGAAUGGAAGGAAUUAAAAAUUAAAAUAAUUAACCAUGUAACCAUCCACGAGGAAUGAAAUCUCCAAGUGACAUGUGUCGUUGUCGUAACGAGACAAAUCUUUUGUACUGUUUUAGUAUGCGAUUUCGUUAGUCGAAUGAAUCUCACGAAAUUUUGCAAAAACUUGUCAUAACUGUAUGUGGCGACUAAUAGUUAAAAUAGUGGAGCUUUAAACAAAAACGAAAUGAAUAAAGGUUUGUGUUCACCGAGA
Molecule: messenger RNA, 3834 nt
Organism: Cephus cinctus (wheat stem sawfly)
Lineage: Eukaryota; Metazoa; Arthropoda; Insecta; Hymenoptera; Cephidae
Gene: Rab6
Product: ras-related protein Rab6
Exons: 6
Coding region: 178-813 (211 amino acids)
Molecular function (GO): GTP binding; GTPase activity
Source: RefSeq, a predicted model, not a curated record